AUGUUCUUGACGACGUCUAAGGCGGCGGGGGCGGCGCCGCGUCUUGCUAGUUGGACCGGCGUCUUCGCCUGGCGCGCGCGUUCGCCCCACCCCGCAAGAAAGCGUCGCGACGCGCAAGUUUUCCACCAAGAAAUCCGGCGCGGAAGGACCGGAAAACAACGCGACACAUCGCAUGUGCUCCUUGUGACGAUACACCUGAAACUGGAAUUAAUGUUGAAAUACUUCAAUGAGAACAUAUCCCUAGCGCUCCAGGAGAGGUACAGGGACCUCCAUGAUUUUCGGAAGACGGAAGCGGUAGAGGAAGGAUCACCGAGGGAGGCGAAAGUACCGAAAAUAGCGGAGGAGGGGGAAGCGGUCGGCGGCGAAGGCGCCUACGAGCCGAGCGCCGCGCCGCCGUUCCCGAGGCUCCUGGAGGCGCCCAAGGAGGAAGACAACUUUGUAGCCAGUUGGCUGCAAAAUUCCUUUAAAAUGACGGCUGCUGAAGGCAACGAAGCUUCAGCUGGAGGCAGUGCUCUAGACCUUCGUGCUGCUCCGCUGUCACUCCACAUACCAGCACUGCAAGCAGAGGCACAACGUCAGUUCAAGAUGCAGGACUUUUGGAACAGAAGUCGCCCUGUUACCCCUGCCCAGGAGCAAGCUGAAGGACAUAAUGUGCCUGGUCCGGCUCCUCCAACACCACAACCAUCAGCUACUCCUGAUCAUAAGAUCAUGGCUGAGAAGUUGGUUAGCGAAAUUCAGCAACAGCAACAAUCACCAUCCGCAGACUCCACAAUGAGCGAAAGAUCCCUCGUACCAUUUGCACUGGUAAAUUUACUGUCAUCACUCAAUAAUAUCGAUCCUCAACAGCAAUCGCCUACUGGAGACGCUCCAAUGGGAGACCGAAACUCGAUGUUACCCUUCGCAUUGGUAAAUUUCCUGAAUAGCCUCAAUAUCGAUCAACAAGCGCGCUCGGGGCAAAGCAUCAGCGAGCGGACGCUGGAGGAGUGCUGGUCGACACUGCAGCGUAUAUUCAUGCACAAGAACGCAAUGCAAAUGCAUGCCCGCGAGCUCCAAAGGGGUCUGGGCGGUGAAGUGAAACCGCAUCAGUGCCAGCAGUGCCUCAAAUCGUUCAGCUCCAAUCAUCAACUGGUGCAGCAUAUACGAGUGCAUACAGGCGAAAAGCCCUACAAGUGCUCUUACUGCGACAGAAGGUUCAAGCAACUGAGUCAUGUGCAGCAACACACGAGACUGCAUACAGGUGAACGCCCCUACAAAUGUCAUUUACCGGACUGUGGACGGGCUUUUAUCCAGCUAUCUAACCUGCAGCAACACCUUCGGAACCAUGACGCGCAGGUUGAGCGGGCCAAAAAUCGCCCCUUCCAUUGCAACAUCUGUGGCAAGGGCUUUGCGACCGAAAGCAGCCUACGUACACACACUGCAAAGGAGCUGAGCGAAAUCCGAAAAUCGAGGACAGUGCUAGCCGGAACAUCGGCGGCAAUAUCUAAUGAGCUUCAGCUGCACCUUGGUGUUUUGCAGCAACACGCGGCCCUCAUGAUCGGCGGCGCGGCCGCAACGCCCUGCCCGAUAUGCCACAAAGUCGUAUUCGGGGGCGAAGCCCUAGUCGAACAUAUGAAGAACACGCAUAAGGAUCCCAACGCGUCCGGCGUUGCCAGUCCACCCGCCACUUCACCGUACCCAGCGCAAGCUAAACCAAUUGAUCCUUAUAUAGCGAAGCGGCGUACUGCAAACCACCCGUGUCCUGUCUGCGGGAAGCACUACGUCAAUGAGGGUUCCCUGAGGAAGCAUCUCGCUUGUCAUCCAGAGACGCAGCUGACUAGCAGCCUGCGGAUGUGGCCGUGUUCUGUUUGCCAGGCCGUGUUCACACAUGAAAAUGGACUACUUUCGCACAUGGAGCACAUGAGAAUGGAACCGAAACACCAGUUCGCCGCCCAGUACGUUCUCUCACGGGCAGCGGCUGAGCGCAGAGAAAGAGAUAUCUUAGCCGCCGUUUCCGCUUCCGCCGGCGGAUCUGGUUUACUAAACCUGGCCCCACCGUCUCCAACCCAUUCAGAUUCCUCAUCUAACGGGCGGCUUUCCUCAUCAGCCGGGUCAGAAGCGGGCGCAACAGUCAACAAGCUCACCGAUUUACUCAGAUCCAAUAACGGACACCAAGCGUACGGAGAUGAGAGAGUGGCGGCCAUAGCGGCGGCUGCAGCGAACAUGAUGGCUCAGCCAGGAGAAGGAGCAAAUGCAGUCCAAGUGGCAGCCGCAAACUUAGUUUCCGCAAUGAGACAGCAACUCGCACGAGAACCACCGCAGCAACCAGAAACGCCCACACCAAACGAGGCGGCGCUUAGAAUGCAACAAGCCGAAGCAUUACUAAGAAGUCAGGCUGAAGCGCUCAGAUUGGCGGUCUCUCAAGCGGCAGCAGCACACGGCAAUGACGCCACUAGUCCACUUAGACAUAACGGCGGUUUUCCAGCACAGCCUAAUGACGUAAGCGGCCAACUCUCACCCGAGCUCGUAGAGGCGUUCAGAAUCGCACAGGAACAGAGACUAGAGCAAGCGUUGCGAUUGCACGAUCCGAGAAUGCUUGGCUUUAAUAUACCUUCACCGCAACAAGUUGCCCAGCAGGCGGCCCAGCAAGCUGUCGCUGCUCAACAAGCCGCUCAAGCACAGGCUCAAGCUCAAGCUCAAGCUCAGGCCCAAGCUCAGGCUCAAGCUCAGCUCAGGCUCAGGCUCAGGCUCAGGCUCAGGCCCAGGCUCAGGCUCAGGCUAGGCUCAGGCUCAACAGCAACAUAUGCAAGCAGCCCAUGUCGCUCAAGCCGCUCAACAAGCUGCACAACAAGCAGUCCACCUACAACAAAACCCCCAACCAUGAAAAUUCACCUAUUACUAAUCCGAUGCAAUUUCGUUUGA
This is a messenger RNA of Parnassius apollo (apollo), 2898 nucleotides long. The record is from the annotation of a GenBank genome assembly. NCBI's taxonomy places the organism in Eukaryota, Metazoa, Arthropoda, Insecta, Lepidoptera, Papilionidae.